AUGCUUUUUAUCUUUGUAUUUUCUCUCUUAGCUGAAAUUUCACUGGUUAUAUGCGACAAAAACAGCAAGAUGAUGAAUUUGUUGAGACGUAAGAGCAGUAUGAAAUGUUUAAGAACAGUUGUGUGUAUUGAAAGUCCGAACAGUGAAGUUGUUAGUAUGGCUGAAGCGAAUAAUGUGAAGUUGAUUGCAUUCCAAGAACUGGUGCCUUGUAAAUCAACUGAUGUCUGCAUCAUUUGUUACACAAGUGGUACAACUGGAAUUCCCAAAGGAGCCAUUCUUACACACUAUGGAAUGGUUUCAACAGCUAUGGCGGGUCUUCAACAUAUUAAUUUCCUUGGCUGUGAUGAUGUAAUGAUAUCAUAUCUCCCCUUGGCUCAUUCAUAUGAAAGGUUUGUUGAAAUUUUAGAAAAAGUGAAUGCAAGUUCAAUAAAAAAACUAAUAUUCAACAUGGCUCUCACAGCAAAAUCAAAUGAAUUAAAAAGGGGAAUUGUUCGAAAUGACAGUUUUUGGGACAAGUUAGUUUUCCGUGAUAUCCAACAAUCUUUAGGUGGUCGUACAAAAUUAAUUGCGACAGGUUCUGCCCCUCUUUCAUCAAAUGUCCUAUCAUUUUUACGCUGCGUAGUUGGCUGUGUGAUUGUUGAAGGUUAUGGCCAGACAGAAACACAUGGUGUCUGUUCAUUGCAACAUAUAGGUGAUAGGGAAAUUGGUGAGGUUGGGCCACCAUUGCCUUGUUGUUAUAUAAAAUUAGUUGACAUUCCUGAGAUGAAUUAUUUUUCAUCAGAGAAUAAUGGUGAAGGCGAGUAUAUUGCUCCUGAGAAAAUAGAAAAUAUUUAUAUUCAAAGUACAUUUAUAUCACAGAUAUUUGUUCAUGGUGAUAGCUUACAAAGGCUCAGAAAAGAUAUUUUGGAUGAUCUCACAAAAUUAGGCAAAGAUGCAGGAUUAGCAUCUUUUGAGCAGGUAAAGGCUCUUCAUAUCCACCCAGAAUUGAUGACCGUUGAAAAUGGAUUGUUGACCCCAACGAUGAAAGUGAAGCGAAAAGAUAAGAGGCACCAAUUCUUUGAAGACAUUUCUUUCAGCUGUUGGAAUACAAAUAUUUAG
This is a messenger RNA of Acanthosepion pharaonis, 1098 nucleotides long. Lineage: Eukaryota; Metazoa; Mollusca; Cephalopoda; Sepiida; Sepiidae. The record is from the annotation of a GenBank genome assembly.